AUGAGAGCUGAGUAUGGGCUUUAUGGUGGAGCGGUGACGACUUAUAUACCCAAGGGUUUCCUGGACGGCUCACUGUUGCGGGAAGUGCCUGAUACGCAAGAGGUUUAUGUGAACGGACGUCAGCCCAAUGAACAGUAUGACGAUGGGCUGGGUACCGAGGAGAGUAUCGUAAUUGAUUUGUUGGAGCAGGUGGAUGAAGCGGACUUGGGUAUGGCUUUAAGAACACAUGUGGCAGAGAUAAUGACUUUUAACGGUUCGAACUCACAGGACCGUGAGUUUGCGAGGGAAGCACCAGUCGGAGAUCAUGGUAAGGCCUGUUUAGUGGUUGAGAAGAAUCUUAUACUCUGUGUGGGUUUGGUGCGAUGGGCUGAAGUUGAUACGGAUGUGCUCAUCACUAUAAAUGUACCUGUGAAGGAGGCCAAUGACUCCAAGCAGUCAGUUGAGCUGCCGAGCACGGCCGAGGCAGCUUACCAACUGCUAUUGAGGAUGAUGAGGGAGCUUAAACUGGUAGAUAGAUCAUUUUUUGAUAGUGCGAUGGCUCGUGAGAUGCGACGCUAUCAAGUCAUAAUAAUAACGAAUAACUUUCAACUAUUUAAGAACGAACAAGACCAUCUCAAAGACCCGGUUAGAAGGUUUUAG
Molecule: messenger RNA, 639 nt
Organism: Torulaspora delbrueckii
Lineage: Eukaryota; Fungi; Ascomycota; Saccharomycetes; Saccharomycetales; Saccharomycetaceae
Gene: MOG1
Product: Ran GTPase-binding protein MOG1
Exons: 1
Coding region: 1-639 (212 amino acids)
Biological process (GO): protein import into nucleus
Cellular component (GO): nucleus
Molecular function (GO): small GTPase binding; guanyl-nucleotide exchange factor activity
Source: RefSeq, a predicted model, not a curated record